Letharia lupina is the source of this 570-nucleotide messenger RNA. RefSeq lists its product as uncharacterized. The coding region runs from base 1 to 570 and encodes 189 amino acids. The transcript is spliced from 2 exons. Lineage: Eukaryota; Fungi; Ascomycota; Lecanoromycetes; Lecanorales; Parmeliaceae. The record is from RefSeq and is a predicted model, not a curated record.
AUGCACCUCUCCCACCUUCCCCAAACCCUCCUCAUCCUCCUCCUCGCCCUCGCACCCACCGCCCUCACCCUCCCAGACCCUCUCCGCCCACAACGCCAAAUCGUCCUCGACCCCCGCUCCCCCGAAGCCCGCCAACAGCGCCUCGAGGCAUGGAAGGCGCAAAAACCGAUGCACACCACCGCACUGCUCGCCGGCGCCGCCGCCACCGCCGUCCGAAACGGGAGGAGGAGGGAUCUGAGCGGUAUCACGGGGGAGAAGGGGAUGUGGAUACCGGUUGGGAUUUGGGACGGUGGGGAUGAGGUGGAUGGGGGACGGGGGCGCGAGAUUGGCGACGUGAGGGGGGGGGAGGGGUUGGUGUUGGGGCUGGAGGAUGGGGUUGAGGGUGUGGAGGGUGAUGGGGGGGUGUUUGGGGUUGAGGGUGUGGAGGGUGAUGGGGGGGUGUUUGGGGUGAGGGAUGUGGUUGAGAGGGUUUGGAAGAGGUUGGAGAAGAUUGGCUUGGUUGUGCAGAGGGGAAGGCAUCGAGUGGACAAAGUCAAAGAGCUGGAUGGUGGGCACGAUGGAGAUUUAUAA